Messenger RNA from Setaria italica (foxtail millet), 644 nucleotides. RefSeq names its product late cornified envelope-like proline-rich protein 1. The transcript is spliced from 2 exons. Lineage: Eukaryota; Viridiplantae; Streptophyta; Magnoliopsida; Poales; Poaceae. The record is from RefSeq and is a predicted model, not a curated record. Bases 68 to 463 code for a protein of 131 amino acids.
CAGCAGCUCAGCUCAUCUCACCCUUCGGACGACGACCAACCGAGAGACCAGAGCGAGCCAGCGAUCGAUGGCGGGGUACAGGGCGGUCGGCGUCCUCCUGGCCGCGGCCGCGCUCCUCGCCGCGGUGGCGUCGGGGGCGGCGGACGACGAGCACAUGUACCACUUGAAGUGCUUCAAGUCGUGCACGAAAAGCUGCCACGGCGAGGAGGACGCCCUCGACGCCGGCAAGUGCAAGACCGGGUGCCUGCACGAGUGCUUCGAGGAGCUGCCGGCCCUCUGCUACCAGCAGUGCGUCGUCAAGACCUGCCUCUGCCUCCCACCCUACAGCAAGGAGAAAGUGACGUGCAUGAAGAAGUGCUGCGGGAAGUGCUUCCACCACGGUCCCAAGCCUGGACCUAGCCCGAAGCCGCCUGGUUCUAAGUCCAAGCCGUGCCCGUGCCCCCCGCCGGGCUCGAAACCGUGAACGCCAACAACUGAUACGAUGGAUGCGCCAGCCAGAAUAAUAAAAAAAAAGCUCAUGGAACCUGACGUCGAACGUACGCACGUGCUAUCUAUAAGUAGAGGUCCCAUGGUAUAUGUGGUAUGACUGUACGAAUACGAAUCAAUUGCUGCCGCUAGUAAAGGAUAAGAAAUACUGUUACGUA